Messenger RNA from Lindgomyces ingoldianus, 1741 nucleotides. RefSeq names its product A/B/D/E cyclin. Gene Ontology annotation, cellular component: centrosome; cytoplasm; cyclin-dependent protein kinase holoenzyme complex. The record is from RefSeq and is a predicted model, not a curated record. Gene Ontology annotation, molecular function: cyclin-dependent protein serine/threonine kinase regulator activity. The transcript is spliced from 4 exons. Bases 157 to 1662 code for a protein of 501 amino acids. Lineage: Eukaryota; Fungi; Ascomycota; Dothideomycetes; Pleosporales; Lindgomycetaceae. Gene Ontology annotation, biological process: regulation of cyclin-dependent protein serine/threonine kinase activity; G2/M transition of mitotic cell cycle.
GUCUGUCGAGCAGACUCUCGCAUCUUUGCCAGAAUAUCGGGUGAUUCUGUAUUUGCAUCAAAACAACGCUUUGUACACAACACCACAGCUUAAUACAUACACCCCUAUCCCUGGAUACAAAUCUAGCUUUGCCCAACAUACCUAAUAUUGCUUGCAAUGCCUCCAGCAGCACGAUCCCUCAGGCAGAGGGCUGUCACGAAUGAGAACGAUGAGAAUGCCGGCACGACACGUCUAACGCGCGCCAAAACGGCCGCGCUUGGAUCCCACGAAACAUCUUCAGACCUUCCAAAGAAGGGGUUGCAGACCAAGAAGUCUACCGCUGGUUUUGGUGCCAACGGUACAACCCGGAAGCGUGCGGCGCUUGGGGACGUCAGCAAUGUCACGAAGAACGAAGGGCUCGGUGCGGCUUCCAAAGACGGCAAGAAGCCAUUGGCCAGCAAAGGUGGACUGGUCUCCAAGGCUGCACAUCCUACCAAGAUCCAAAAGCCAUCGCGAGCAAAUUCGACGCGUUCAGUGCUUGCCCCGAAGGAGAAGAAUAAUGCGUCAUCGGAGUUGAAGCGCCCCGCGAGCGGAUCCGGUAUUGGAGGACACGCGACGAAGAAGCGAAACACGUCUGCAUCUAGCUCAAAGUCCCUGAAAGAGGAGGAUCCCGAAGAAUCUGAGAACAUUGCACCAGUGCAACAGGCAAAAGCUAGUGUUGUGGUCGAGGUUGAGAUCACAAAGGCGGCUGGUAUCAAGCAUGAGAGGACCAAGUCUCAGGCUAUUGAGGUUUUCGAGGAAGUUGAGCAGCCUGCUAUUCAGGAGGAAGUCCCAGAUCUUGACAAUGAAGAUAUCGAUGAUCCAUUGAUGGUAUCAGAGUAUGUUGUCGAGAUCUUCGAGUACCUGAAGGAGCUGGAAAUCACUACCAUGGCCAACCCCGACUACAUGGACAACCAGAACGAGUUGGAGUGGAAGAUGCGUGGGAUCCUGGUCGACUGGUUGCUUGAGGUCCACACUCGAUUCCGCCUUCUCCCCGAAACCCUGUUCCUUGCCGUCAACAUCAUCGACCGCUUUCUCUCUACCAAGAUCGUGCAAUUGGAUCGCCUUCAACUUGUUGGUGUCACCGCCAUGUUCAUCGCGUCCAAGUACGAAGAGGUCCUUUCCCCACACGUCCAGAACUUCCGACACGUUGCCGACGAUGGUUUCACGGAAGAAGAGAUCCUCAGUGCUGAACGCUUCGUCCUCGCUGCCCUCAACUAUGACCUGAGCUACCCGAACCCAAUGAACUUCCUCCGCCGGAUAUCUAAAGCCGACAAUUACGACAUUCAGACGCGUACGCUAGGCAAGUACCUCCUAGAGAUUAGUUGCCUAGACUACCGCUUCAUCGCACACCCCCCGAGCCAGGUUGCUGCUGCAGCUAUGUAUCUGGCUCGGCUCGUCUUGGAUCGUGGCGAAUGGGACGCCACACUUGCGCACUAUGCUGGCUAUACCGAGGAAGAGAUUCAACCCGUCCUACAACUCAUGAUUGACUAUCUGUCUGGGCCGGUGGUGCAUGAAGCAUUCUUCAAGAAGUAUGCUAGUAAGAAGUUCCUGAAAGCAUCUAUUGUUCUUCGUCGUUGGGCUAAGGAAUACGUGAUUCAAUAUGGUAAUGUCCUACACGAAGAAUCGAAGUCACGAAAAUGAGCGACCUGCUAAGACUGUGUCUUUGCGUUAGGUCUGCGCUGGCGUGCCUUCUGCGUCUGCGACCUUCGCCCUUCACGCU